Coregonus clupeaformis (lake whitefish) is the source of this 1004-nucleotide messenger RNA. Its product is annotated as interleukin-11-like. Lineage: Eukaryota; Metazoa; Chordata; Actinopteri; Salmoniformes; Salmonidae. Gene Ontology annotation, biological process: positive regulation of cell population proliferation; positive regulation of MAPK cascade. Gene Ontology annotation, cellular component: cytoplasm. The coding region runs from base 242 to 724 and encodes 160 amino acids. Gene Ontology annotation, molecular function: cytokine activity; growth factor activity. The record is from RefSeq and is a predicted model, not a curated record. The transcript is spliced from 6 exons.
CUGCUGACAGUUUAUUUACAACUUUUGGAUUUUCGGGUGACAAUGAAAUGGAACCUAAGAGGUCUACCACAACAUACUCAGCAUUCUUCAUCAAUGACUUGGCUUCAACUGCAAUAUCUCGUUUAGUUCUGCGUGGCUUAACUCAACACAGUCUCUCCUCCUGUUGCUGCUAUUGGCGCAGCUGCUUGUCCUUUCGUGGUCACGCCCCACACACAAGUGCCCCCUCUUUGCCCAACUGACAAUGAUGGUCCAGCAAAUGAGAAGCCUGCAGAUGCUGACAAGGAAUCUACAGAGUGAAAGUGAAUUCAGCGGUAUAGAGCUUCUAGAGUACAACCUAGACUCUCUUCCAGAGAUGGAACACACAGCAAAUCACCUCAGUUCACUAAAGCUAAACGACUCCCUUUCACAACUUUACACGGAUCUCCGCUCCUUUAAGCUGCACCUUGAUUGGCUGAUUGAUGUCCGAGUCAGUAUGAGCCUGCCAGUCUCUCCCAAGACAGUAGAGGUCACCAGAGGCCUGCAGCAUAUCUCAAGCCUCUGCUCUACUGCACUACAGCAGAUUGCGUGCCCACUACCCCAGAUUUCCAUUCCUUCUUUCCCAACGCAACUCAGAACCUGGGACGUGGUCCUCCUCUCCUACGAGAUUCCUGAACGGUUAGGAUUUUACUGUCAAUGGUCUACCAGAGUGCUGGUCCUCCUUAGGUCAAAAGUUCAGGGCCUUUGACAUCAAGGUUUCCGCCAUCUAGGUUCCUACUCUUUACGACAACAAAUGCCUUCCUCCAAAGCACUGAACCAAGUUCUAUUUUAGCGCCUGGCUACGCAGACGCUCGUUGACGCACGCAAACAGUUUGGAUUAAAUUAUUGAAUAACAUGUGUACAUUUAUUUUGCAACGCUUGCGAACAUGCUGACCGCACCGCUAGCGUUACGGGCGUUUACAUUUUAGUCAUUUAGCAGACGCUCUUAUCCAGAGCGACUUACAGUUAGUGAGUGCAUAAAUUUUUCA